AUGACCUCAGUAUUGGCAUCCCAUCCCGGUGAUACCCAGCUGGCUAUGUCUCCAACGCAGGAGCCAACACCACCGGAGAAUAAUAGAAUGGAAGACGAUGAACGAGCUCGGUCGCUAAGUCACGGUGACUUGAAGGCGAAUGCUCACGACAACGAUAUCGACGAUGAUCACGCUGAUGACGGCGACUCUUCGGACGGUGAGGAUGGACCAGCGCGAAAACGGCGCAGAAGCCGCAAGGGACUCGACAAGAAGUUUGAGUGUCCUCAUGACGGCUGUGGGAAGAGUUACUCGAGGGCUGAGCACCUAGACAGGCAUACGGCGAAAGGCUCAGCACUCAAUCGAAGAGAUUCGAUGAUUGGCCAAGUCUCACCUGCGGCUGAUGGUCGCCAUCCGUUCCCUCCUGGCUCACUCUCUCCAGAGGCCAAUCGGCCUGGAAGUGGCUACAUGGGGCCUCACCCGCAUCCACAGUUCCAGGAUGCUGCAGGAAGCCCAUAUGCUUCGGUGACAAACACCCCUCCCGUAUUCCCGCACCCCAAUGGACCACACUCAAACACUGCCAGCUACAUGCGAUCAAGCCCUGCGUACGGCCCUCUUCCGGGCCAGCAACCACAACCACCACAUCAGUCUCCGAAUGGCCCACAAAGACCUUCAGUGCAGACGAAUGUUGGGCCCUAUGGGGUUAUGUCCCCGGCGUCUCAGCACGGAUUUCAAAGUCAUCCCAGCGACACUCCCCAGUCGGCCACGCCAUAUUCUGGGCACACAAAUUUCCCUCCCUUCAGCCUGCCACCAUCCAACUUUGCAUCAACGGUAUCGUCAGCAACCGUGCCCCGCGAAGGUGGUCAGGCUUACACACCACAACAGGGUGUGAACGAAUACCCCCAGGGGCAGCCUCAGCCUGCUGGCGAGAUGGUACUCCUGGAGAAUAUGACAAGUCAGACGACCAUACCCGUAUUUGGCAGCGAUAGUGUUCUUAAUAAAUCCCCUUACGUUGGCAUGCCGGAAGACUUCAUGGCCUAUCUGUUUAAUACCCAGGGACCUGAUGGCAACCCUAUGAACCACAUGGUGCCACAGUAUAACAAUUACGGAGAUCCAGCUACCCAAUACAGUGUCCCAUAUUACGGAACAGAACCUAAUCAGAUGGGCUACUUCCCAAGUGCUGGGCCACAGCAGGUGAUGGCGGUCAACAACUUGCUUGACCAAAAUCUCCCCGAGUCUGUACUUUCUGAAGAGAAAGCCAACGAGAUUUUCGAGUUCAUCAGAGAAAGAUUCCACGAGAACGGGCGCGCCCCAGUCGAGCACAAGAGAGAAAGCUUUAUCGAGGGCGAACGGACGGACGAGCACAUGCUGAGCCGCAAGAUGAUGCAGGCUUACAUUGGUUCGUAUUGGUUGCAUUUCAGCGACCAAAUACCUAUACUUCAUAAGCCGACUUUCUCCCCUGACCGGACUCCAACUCUACUCCUCAUCUCCAUGAUGACAAUUGGCGCAGCAAAUCUUGACAAGGCUCACGGCCAAAAGGUCACCGAUGCUGGGGCUGAACUAUCAAAUUUCCUUGCCUGGCAUCUGAGGUGGGAAACCUUUAUGGACACAAAUUUCAGGCCCCCGGCGAAGCUAUGGGUAUUCCAAACGCUCAUACUCUUGGAACUGUAUGAGAAAAUGUACUCGACGAGAGAACUGCACGAACGAGCACAUAUCCACCACGCCACAACCAUCACCCUGAUGCGACGCGGUCGGUCAUUGAUUGGCAAGUCUGCUUUAGACUCCCCUCCCAACCCCAGAGACGACAAGAUGGGCUCUAGGCACUCAUCCACUUCUGGCGUGGCCCAUACAGCGGAUGAAUGGUGGAAUCACUGGAUCACCAACGAGGCCACCCGUCGUGCUGCUUUCGCGGCCUUUGUUAUUGACUCCAUCCAUGCAACGAUGUUCGGACACUCAACAGUCAUGGUAGCCCACGAGAUGCGUCUGCCUUUGCCUUGCGACGAGAAACUCUGGAGGGCCCAAAGUGGAGCUGAGGUUGGACGAAUUGAGGCGAACUUCCUGUCCAAUGGCAUCAAGCCGGUGCCAUUCCUUGAGGGUCUGAAGCGUACGCUUAGUUCGCAGGAGGUCCAGACAAAUUCCUUUGGACGCAUGAUUCUCAUGGCCGGACUGUUGAACGUCAGCUGGCACAUGAACCAACGAGACCUGCAGGUGAACUCCUUGGGUGGCGGCGUUUCCUCUGCCUUGGGCGGGCGGGACAAGUGGCGCGGAACACUCACGCGAGCAUUCGACUCUUGGAAAGGGGACUUCGACAAAUCACUGAAAAGGGGUGACAACCCAUCGGAUCCGUACAGUUUCGAAUCACACGAUCGUAAUGACGCGAAUGCGGUCUUUGAGAGCCGCGUCGUCCUGCACAAUCUCGCGCACCUGGCCAUGCAUGUCGAUAUCGUCGACUGUCAGAUUUUCGCGCGCGCCAAGCGCCUUCUCGGCAGAGCCAUUGGGGCACAGGACCUCAGCAGCGCCCAGCGACGUAUGAAGGACAUCUGGGCUCCUUCUGUCCGGGCCAGAGAUGCCACUUGGUAUGCCCUCAAGUUCCUCGGCUCGGUACUCUUGGAGCAGAGCGGCAAUCCGCGCCAGAACGGUUAUCAUAACUCGUCGCACUCGGACGCGGACCUGCCCUAUUGCGCUCGUGAAGAUGUCCUUUUGAAUCGCCCUUGGGUGCUGUAUUUCGCUGCACUUGUGGUCUGGAGCUACGGACAUGCGUUGGAGGGACCGUGUCCGGACGCCGUGGUUCCGACCUCCAAGGCGGAACGGGUUCGCGAGAUGAGGGAGUACCUAAUGGCGUACGGCGGGACCAGCUACCCGGAGGACCUGAGAUCCAUGAAGGGGUUGAAUAAGAACAGCUCGCUAAUGUUGGUGCUCAAGGACACCUUCCUUACGACGAGAUGGGAGCUGUUGCAUGAGGGCGCGACGCUAUUGAACAAUUGCGUGAAUCUCAACGCAGGGACAAUGGUUUGA
Messenger RNA from Diaporthe amygdali, 2991 nucleotides. RefSeq lists its product as uncharacterized. Lineage: Eukaryota; Fungi; Ascomycota; Sordariomycetes; Diaporthales; Diaporthaceae. Gene Ontology annotation, molecular function: DNA-binding transcription factor activity, RNA polymerase II-specific; zinc ion binding; RNA polymerase II cis-regulatory region sequence-specific DNA binding. The transcript has 3 exons. The record is from RefSeq and is a predicted model, not a curated record. The coding region runs from base 1 to 2991 and encodes 996 amino acids. Gene Ontology annotation, cellular component: chromatin. Gene Ontology annotation, biological process: DNA-templated transcription; regulation of transcription by RNA polymerase II.